Amphibalanus amphitrite is the source of this 678-nucleotide messenger RNA. RefSeq lists its product as uncharacterized. The coding region runs from base 50 to 670 and encodes 206 amino acids. The transcript is spliced from 3 exons. The record is from RefSeq and is a predicted model, not a curated record. Lineage: Eukaryota; Metazoa; Arthropoda; Thecostraca; Balanomorpha; Balanidae.
AUCUGAGCGCCUUCCCAUCCUCGUUUCUGGGGAUGGCGUUAACAAGCUCAUGGGAGUCCCACGCUUGCCCAGCGGGAAGGGUGACGAUGUUGCCACCGCGGUUGUCAGCUGCCUGGAGAAUUGGGGCGUCGCCGAACGCGUUGUGGGAAUGUCUUUCGACACUACCGCUUCCAACACCGGCGUGCGCGCCGGAGCUUGUACUUACGUCCAACAGCGACUCGGGCGGAAUCUCCUCCACCUGGCCUGCCGGCACCAUAUUCUUGAGAUCGUGGCCGACAAAACGUUCGGCGCCUGUCUCUUCAAGCUCACCAAGGCGGUGGAGAAGAACUUGGCCCGCUUCGUCGGUCGUCCUCUUCUUGGCGACGCUGGAAGACGCUGCCUCGCUUCGUCAAGCUCCAAGUUUCUCGUGGACGCCCUUGGCCCGUCGGAAUUCUUUGAGGUGGACCCGGCCGAGUGGCCGGAACGCCAGGACUACCAGCUCGCCCGCCGCCGAGCCGAGUCCCUCAAGGUUGUCAACGAUUUUGCCGAACGGGGCGUGGCUCUGAUUCAGAGCUACUGCGCCAUCCUCACGAAGGAUGAGGAACAAAGACAGUUCCUUCUCCAGGUCGUCGAGGAACAUCGACGUCGUUUCCCCGACGUCCGCAAGUCGACACUAGAUGAGUACCUGUGAUUGGGAUU